This is a messenger RNA of Gymnodraco acuticeps, 2976 nucleotides long. RefSeq lists its product as uncharacterized. The transcript is spliced from 7 exons. NCBI's taxonomy places the organism in Eukaryota, Metazoa, Chordata, Actinopteri, Perciformes, Bathydraconidae. The record is from RefSeq and is a predicted model, not a curated record. The coding region runs from base 1156 to 2100 and encodes 314 amino acids.
CCUAUGUCAUCCUUUGUGAGGAGACAAACCCUGACUGAAAUGUAAUACUUGUUUUUCCAGUUCACGUCUAUUGUGUGUUGUUUAAAAGUGGGGCAUUAUAAGAAACAGCUCCUCCAGUGCUGCUCACUAUGACAAAGAAGAUGGUGGAUUGUGGGGAUCUGAUGUUAAAUGGUUUGGGUAACCUGCCUUUUUUACUGCUUCUUGGAACAAUUGGUUCUUUGGGGGAAUCUGGGCCAAGGAAAACAGCACCCACCAGGUCAUCAGCAGAUCAAUCGCUCCCUCAGCAUUUCUUCACUACAGUCAUUCCAAUGCUGACUCCAAAUGACACCGACAUGACAGAAAACAAUGUCAGAAGAAGGAGAAGCUCUUCCUCGGCUGACACUGAAGACUCUGCUUUGCCUCUCAAGUUUCUGACUGCCACUCAUCUUUCUGCUCUCAGACAUCUGAUUUCUGACGAGAAAAUCACAGUUCGUUUAGGUCUCCGUGUCUCUCUCACUGGUCCAGGGGAGCUUCUCGACCCUCAGCUCCUCCUUUCCAUGAACAAAGAGCCAGGAAUCUACAACAUUGGAGAGAAGGCAGGACUAUUUUCAAUGAGAAUAGUGGGAAUAAAGAGAGUGACCUUCGCACCAUGAUUGUAUCACCCACAGUCCACCACCUCUGUUCCCACAAUCACUUGUAUUAUGUAUGACAAAUCGAUUUACAUUUUUUUUACAUUUGUUCUUGAAUCCCAUGUUACUUUUGAUAUAUCCUCAAGUUAAGUCAAGUGUGUACUGUCAUUUGCACAUUUAAAAAAAGUUGCUAUUACUGUACAAUACAUUUCUUUCUUUGCCCUCCUCACUGCAUGCAGUUGAAAAUAAGUUACUAGAAAAUAAAUACAAGAAAAUAAAUACAUAAAAACCGCUUAUAUGGUAUUGUUUAAUUUAAAAUAACUGAUACGUUUUCUAUAACAGUUUACCUUCAUUAUCUCGAAACAAGCAUGUGUGGGUGGCAAACAUGGCAGUUGGUCCUGCCCACCAAACUGACCAGCCAAUAGGAAUCGACGCUGAGUCUCUAUACCCACGCUUGUUGACCGUGUGCAUGUUUGAGAGGCGGCAGUGACUGGCUUGACGGCUCGCUGUAAAUAAAAGGGAUUCGCGCCGACGUAAUUCCGCUGGGAUGGCAGAUUUCCUGGAGGACACGACGCUGCCCGAGGAGGAGAGGGAGUUUAGGAAAACUAUAGCUUUGAUCGGAGGUAAAGAGAGGAUUUAUUUGGUCAGUGAUACCGGUAAAAGUAAAGAUGUGGACGGGGGUGACUCUGGAAUAUUGCAGGAGUUUAUCAAUGACAUGUUUCACUACAGCAACGGGGAGUUCACAAACUCUCCUUCAGGCAUGCACGGCGAUACUGCAAGUAUAUACCCUGUUUGCGGAAAAACCGAGACUAAAAGCCAUGAAAUACCACUAAAAGCGAGGCCUAUGGAUUUGGAUUCGGGAGCCUGUCCGGUGGUUGAGGACGUGGAGAAAGGAAAUCCGACGCGCAAUGGCACCGCUAAGAGAACAGCAACGAGGAGAGCAAACAUUUACAGCCGAAAGCGAACUAUAGACUCUCCUGUCAUCAUAUUCGUCUUCAGACAGACAUUUCUAAGCAAAAGUUCCAACGAAUUGUACCUAAAAGAGACACUGAAGGACGUAAAGGCACGUACGAAACGUGCCAGAAUCGCCAGACCAGCUCUGAUUGGAUUAAUACGCACCGGAGAGGAGAGCGCCGAAACGCAUCAGUGUGCGCAACUCCUGGAGAGUCUGAUCCGCUCUGUGUUCCACAAACAGUCUCCAGAGACAAUAUGGGUCGGCUGUUUUAUCCCUAAGACAGAGGCCAAAAUCCUCAGCAUCAAGAAAAACGCCUGCAAAGUCAUAUACUCAUCCCAAACAGCAGAUAAUACCAGGGAUAGAGGGAACCCGCUUCUCUGGCCAUUCCAAUGUUUGUCCUGGGAUCAUAGGAGAGGCCAGGCCAACAACUCUUCAAACGGCAGGCAAAGAGAUCACACCGGAAGUAAAGAGGAGGGUAUCCCUCUGAAAACCAUUUCCCUGUCGGCUGGACCUCAAGUGGAUGGAGGAGACAGCUGAUGUCAUGACAUGUGACCUGCAGCUGCCAGCAUAUCACUGCAGACAAUCAUUCUGUCUUAACUUUCAAGAACCAGUUAGCCUCAUCUGGUUAGAGAGCCCUAUUACAUGUAACACAGUUUAUUCAUAGUGUUUAAUAUUCACAUCGCAUCUAAUCAAAUGUUGGUAAAUAGUCCAAUCUGUUGUAAUUUAGCAGAUGUACACCUGAUGCACAAUGGUAUUAACUUUCACAUAAUUUAACAAAACAUUUUGAGGCCUAAAUAGAGAUGUGUCUGUUAUUUUAAAACAUUUAAACUGCAAUAUGGCUAAGUUACAGCAACAGUACUCUUUUAACAUGAUGCAUAGUCAAGUACAGGGCUUGAUUGCCAACUGGUCCCACAACUCUAAUGCUCUUAAAAGGCCCAUGUUUUUGUGUCAUCUGGAAUACACAUUAACAAAGCACAACAGACAUAAAUAGGGCCUUUGUUGAUGGGUCUUUUUUAUUUGUAUUUAACUUGGACGAUCCAGCAGGUUAAUCCCGCCACAGUUACAGUUGUGAAUCUGUUCUUAUUUUUUACAUUCAUUCAUUUGAAAUGUGUGCCUUAGAUUAUUGCUUUUCGCAAUAGCAUUAUCUGCGUCUGGAUGUAACUGCUUUUCACUCACUAUGUAUUUAUGUAGGCUACUGGUCUGUACAUUCAAAUAAGUAUGUAAAUAAACAGAUUUAAUUUUGUGUCAUUGUGACAUUCAUUGGCUAUUCGUUCAGACUAAAAGGAUAUUAAGGGUUUCUGUUGGCAACUGAGAAUAAACUGUACUGUCCUAUAUUUAGUAAUAUUACUGAUAUGUCCUAUGUAUGUGAUUUCUUUGUAAGCUGAAAAUCAAUAAACAUAUUGAUGAAAAAAA